UUAGCAUCGCAGCCUCUGUUGAAGGGUAACUGGUUCGUUCUCUUACUACAGGGGUCGUGUGUGAAAGUAUCUCCUCUGUGGCAGGACCAUUUGUUAAUUAAUCCAUCAUGGGUGGACACGACGCCGGAACUCAGCACCAGUUCACCGGAGUUGCCAAAUACUUCAACCCAUCCACGAUCACAGGACGGCGGAAUUGUGUUUUGGCCACAUAAGCCAGCAUUGCAGCAAUCUUCCUUUUCUUCAAACUGAGGCCCAAGAAACAACCUGCUGUCACAGAAAAGUAGUCAUGUUUCCAUUUG
Molecule: messenger RNA, 299 nt
Organism: Nothobranchius furzeri (turquoise killifish)
Lineage: Eukaryota; Metazoa; Chordata; Actinopteri; Cyprinodontiformes; Nothobranchiidae
Source: RefSeq, a predicted model, not a curated record